AAAUGGAAGAAAAACAUCCAUUUUCAUGACUUCUAAGUUGUUGGGUUUUGACAUCGAGCGCUUUUUCAGCUCAUGAGUUACCCCAAAAUGUACAUUUUGCCAGCUAUUCUUUAGUGCAACUAAAGAAACGAGCCAGUCAAUAAGGUUGAAAUAUGUUGCAGAUUGAAGUAUCAUGGACAGAAAAUAGUUUGGAUGAUGUGUUUUGCCAGCGUCUCUCUGCAAUUUCAGUUUUAACAAUGGAUAAGUGUAAGCACGUAGGACGUCUGCGACUGGCCCAAGACCACUCCAUUCUCAAUCCUCAGAAAUGGCAUUGUGUGGACUGCAAUACUACCGAAUCGGUGUGGGCGUGCCUCAGCUGCUCGCAUGUGGCGUGUGGGAGAUACAUUGAAGAACAUGCACUAAAGCACUUUCAGGAGAGCAGUCACCCAGUGGCAUUGGAAGUAAAUGAGCUGUAUGUUUUCUGUUAUCUCUGCGAUGAUUAUGUUCUGAAUGAUAACGCAACAGGGGAUUUAAAGCUGUUGCGAAGUACAUUAAGUGCAAUCAAGAGUCAAAACUAUGAGUGCACUACUCGAAGCGGGAGGACUUUGCGUUCUAUGGGUACGAGUGAUGAUUCUUACCUUUCACAUGGUGGUGCCCAAGCCUUGCUUCGGAAUGAAGAUCGCAUGUUCACAGCUCUCUGGCACCGACGGCGUGCGUUCCUGGGCAAAAUAUUCAGAUCGUGGCUUGAGUUAACGCCUACUGGAAAAAAGAUUUUGGAAGAAGAAAGACGUCGGGAAGAAGCAGAGGAAAGAAGGGACAAAGCUAGGAAGAGAAGACAAGAACGAAAGCGUGAGUUGAAAGCAGAGAUGGAAAAGAUGCCUCCAAGAAAGAGCAGUCGUUUACAAAAACAGAUUAGAAUGUCCUCAAAAACAGCACCCUGCCUGCAAAAAACAUCACGGAAGGUGGAAUCUGUGGCAGAGUUGAAAGAAACGUAUACCUCAGAUGAAGUAAGAUUGAAAAAAAUAAGUGACUCUCCAAUUAAACGAAGGCCCACGGUGACUCCUGGGGUCACAGGACUGAGAAACCUGGGAAAUACAUGCUAUAUGAAUUCUAUCCUGCAGUUAUGUGGUCAGGCAAAUGGGCGCUGGUGUCUCCUUUUGCCAUGCUUCAUUCUGUGUGGAGACUAAUUCCAGCCUUCAGAGGAUAUGCCCAACAGGAUGCUCAGGAAUUUCUCUGUGAACUUUUGGAUAAAGUGCAGCAGGAACUGGAGACUACGGGGACCAGAUACCCAGCUCUCAUCCCUGCUUCUCAAAGAAAACUUAUAAAACAGGUUUUGAAUGUGGUUAACAACAUUUUUCAUGGACAGCUAUUAAGUCAG
Molecule: messenger RNA, 1357 nt
Organism: Cariama cristata (Red-legged seriema)
Lineage: Eukaryota; Metazoa; Chordata; Aves; Cariamiformes; Cariamidae
Product: ubiquitin carboxyl-terminal hydrolase 44-like
Exons: 3
Coding region: 153-1166 (337 amino acids)
Biological process (GO): protein ubiquitination; Ras protein signal transduction
Cellular component (GO): cytoplasm
Molecular function (GO): cysteine-type deubiquitinase activity; zinc ion binding; ubiquitin protein ligase activity
Source: RefSeq, a predicted model, not a curated record